Cynocephalus volans (Philippine flying lemur) is the source of this 2003-nucleotide messenger RNA. RefSeq names its product required for meiotic nuclear division 1 homolog (gene RMND1). The coding region runs from base 147 to 1418 and encodes 423 amino acids. NCBI's taxonomy places the organism in Eukaryota, Metazoa, Chordata, Mammalia, Dermoptera, Cynocephalidae. The record is from RefSeq and is a predicted model, not a curated record. Gene Ontology annotation, biological process: positive regulation of mitochondrial translation. The transcript is spliced from 12 exons.
GGGAGGGAGCGCCUUUCCCAGGGGAGGAGUUGCUGCGGGGAUCCGGAGGCUGCUCACGCGACGUUUUCUCUUCCCCUGUAGUCCUGCAGCGGAAGCUUGGCCCUUGGCGUUUCCUUCUCCUCCGGAGGAGAGCUUGGGAUGUGGUAAUGCCAGCCAGACUUUUCAGAGCCCUGACCAGAUCUCACUAUAUUUUAUCAAAAGCACAUCAGUGCCGAAGAUUUGUUCAUCUAACAUUAAAACCACCUAAGAAAUUUGAAAAUACAACAUGCGCCAUCCUGACAACGUGUCAGAACUUGGAUUUGUUCUUUCCUGAUUCAGCAGCUGGUGGUUUGAAUAAAUCUCAGAUCCUGGAAAUGAACCGAAAAACAUCAAACACAAGUGUACUCUUUCCAUUAAGUGCUAUGCAUUGCCAUGCUGAAAAAGCACACCUUCCAUCCAUGAAAUCCUUUGCUGCGCACAGGAAAGUGACCCACAAGCCAAAUCUAUUGGGUUCUAAGUGGUUUAUAAAAAUACUAAACAGGCAUUACUCACCUAUGUCAACUGAAAUAUUUGUUCCAAAACAAGACAUUCCCCAAGUCAAGAGACCACUAAAAGCAUCCAGGACCAGGCAGCCAUCCAGGACCAACCUUCCAGUCCUAUCUGUGAAUGAGGAUCUGAUGCAGUGCACAGCUUUUGCAACAGCAGAUGAAUAUCAUCUGGGGAAUCUCUCACAAGACCUGGCCUCCCACGGAUACGUUGAAGUAACGAGCUUACCUAGAGAUGCAGCAAAUAUUUUGGUGAUGGGUGUGGAAGCUUCUGCAAAAGAAGGUGAUACUGGAACAAUAUUCUUCUUCAAGGAAGGAGCUGCUGUAUUUUGGAAUGUGAAAGACAAAACUAUGAAGCAUGUGAUGCAAGUUCUCGAAAAACAUGAGAUUCAGCCCUAUGAAAUUGCACUAGUACACUGGGAAAAUGAAGAGCUUAACUACAUAAAAACAGAGGGACAGUCAAAACUUCACAGAGGGGAAAUCAAGUUAAAUGUGGAGCUGGAUUUAGAUGAUGCCAUUCUAGAGAAAUUUGCUUUCUCCAAUGCUCUUUGCCUUUCAGUGAAACUGGCUAUUUGGGAAGCAUCACUGGAUAAAUUUGUUGACUCUAUUCAGUCGAUUCCAGAGGCUUUAAAAGCCGGAAAGAAGGUGAAACUAUCUCAUAAAGAAGUUAUGCAGAAAAUGGGUGAACUCUUUGCCCUAAGGCACCGUAUAAACUUGAGUUCAGACUUCUUGAUUACUCCUGAUUUCUACUGGGAUAGAGAAAACCUGGAAGAACUUUAUGAUAAAACUUGUCAAUUCCUUAGCAUUACUCGAAGAGUUAAGUUUCAGAGGCUGGGAAGUCCAAAUUCCAGAGAACACAUCUGGAAAAGAGAACAGGAUUACAGUCACCGGUGAUGAAGGUUUGAGCAAGGAAGACACUGCAUGUAUGGUCCAGAGGAGAAGUAUAAAGAUAAGGAUGGCUUUCAGGAACUCACUCAAAUCCCUUAUGUUCAACAAGGAAGCUACAGUGCAAGAUGAGAAAUGUCAAAAAAGGAUCAAUAAUGAAAACAAAAGAGCACUGAUGUGAUCAAUUAGCUGGAUAAGAAUUAAACUACUAAGAAGGAAGGGGAAAACCUGGAGAAAGUGCCACUACAUCCUCACUCUGCUAAAUGAGAGAGAGGGACCCACCAGGAGGAAGGGCUGCUUCCGUACCCGCUGCUGUAAAGUCGACUAAGCAGCACAGAGCAAGCAGAGCAAGUUUCACUCGGUCCCAAAAUUUGAAGAUUCCUGUAACAAGUCAGUUCUGUGGCAGUCACUUCCUAAAACCUUAUAUGAACUAUAUAUAAAUACAGUAAAUAGCUUCUGAAUCCUGAAUUCACAGGGAGAAUGCAUACUGUUGCUCUGAAUCAAUACUGGAAACAAGUGAAAUAUUUGUCAAUUAUACCCCAACAAAGCUGGGGGGAAAACAUAAUGAUGUGUUUAGUUAAUAUUCUGAAGAAU